Messenger RNA from Saccostrea echinata, 4477 nucleotides. RefSeq names its product insulin-like growth factor 2 mRNA-binding protein 2. The transcript has 16 exons. The record is from RefSeq and is a predicted model, not a curated record. Lineage: Eukaryota; Metazoa; Mollusca; Bivalvia; Ostreida; Ostreidae. The coding region runs from base 85 to 1866 and encodes 593 amino acids. Gene Ontology annotation, cellular component: cytosol; nucleus; cytoplasm. Gene Ontology annotation, molecular function: mRNA 3'-UTR binding. Gene Ontology annotation, biological process: nervous system development; regulation of gene expression.
CGUUUACAUUGAUUGACUGACCUUCUGCGCGAUCCGCGGCAUGUUGGAGUAAAAUAUUGAUUUUUCUUUGCAGAGACAACUAGCAUGUAUCGUGUUUAUGUGGGAAACCUUGAUCAAGCCGUGGAUGAAGGAACGCUGAGGGGCUUGUUCGAGGAGAACGGUAUCGCGAUAGGGACGAUUCUAAAGAAGAAAAACUACGCUUUUGUUGACUGUGCAGACCAGUCUAACGUUGAACGAGCUAUAAGUCAGUUGAAUGAUUAUAACCUUCUUGGGUCCGUCAUGCAGGUAGAACAAUCCACAUCUAGAAGAAGGUACCCUGACGAAAAGAAUAAUAAAAUUCAGAUCCAGAACCUGCCCGUUCACAUCAAGAGAGACGAAGUAGAGGCCCUGGUGUCUGGUCUGGGCAAUCUACUAAGGUGUGAACAAGGAGCUGAAGGACUUGUGUAUGUAACAUUUGAGACACACGAACAGGCACAGCAGGCAGUAUCAUCCCUAAAUUGUUUAGAAUACCAAGGAAUGGGUCUAAAGGUGGAGUUGGCAGGAGGAGGAGGAGCGGGCCACAGAGGAGAGGGAAAUAAUCGACUUCGUAGAGGGGGGCCCAGAAUGAAUAAUCAGAACCCAGGAAUGAACCGUCAAGAACUCCCUCUUAGAAUACUGGUAGGAAGUGAGUAUGUUGGAGCCAUCAUUGGAAAACAAGGGCAGACAAUUCACAACAUUACCUCAGAAAGCCGUGCUAGAGUUGACAUUCAUAGGCGAGAUGGUUUAUCAACUGACACACUGGUUACAAUUAAAGGAAGCCCAGAAAACUGUUCUAAAGCUUGCAAAGAAAUAAUGAAAAUCGUGGAAACUGAAGCACAGUCCCUAAACAAGGGUGAGCCACCAUUGAAGAUCCUUUGCCCUAACAGCCUUUGUGGUAGAAUCAUUGGAAAACAGGGAAACGUCAUCAAGAGUUUUAUGGAGCAAACGGGUACACACAUUGUUGUUUCGAGUGCGACAGACAUGAACAACUUUUUCGUGGAUCGUGUGAUUACCAUUACUGGAAGUCCAGAAAAUGCAUCUAAAGCAGAGGCUUUGGUAUCCGAGAAAAUGAGGAAAUGUUUUGAACAAGAUGCUCAAAACUAUAAUACACAGAUGGGCAUGUUUGGUGGUAUGCCUCCGAUGCCCAACAUGAUGCCCCCAUACAACUACCAAAGAGGACCAUCGUAUCCCCCAUACCAGAUGCAGGGUGAUGGGUUCUACUACAAUCAAGGUCCACCCCAGCAGGAACUUGAAGUGACUUUCUUAUAUAUCCCAGAGAAUACUGUGGGAGCUUGUAUAGGCAGCAAGGGAUCCAAUAUUAAAGAGAUCAUGAGAUUAUCUGGUGCUAGAAUUAAGAUUGAAAAUCCUCAGCUCCUUCCUGGAAAGAAUGGUGAGAUGAACGGUGAGAGGAAAGGCCCCUCCCCACCAAUGGAGGAGAGAAAAGUCAUCAUCACCGGAACUGCCGAGGCCCAGUGGAAGGCCCAGUUUUAUAUAUUUGACAAGAUUAAGACUGAAGGAGGGUUUCAGAGAAUAGAGGAAGUCCACCUAAGGUCAGAGGUCAUGGUCCCUAGGAGUAUGAUUGGACGAAUUAUUGGGAAAGGAGGACAAAAUGUUCGGGAAAUGCAGAGAGUAAGUGGUGCAAUAGUGAAAGUUCCUGACCAGAAUUCACAGAGCCACCAAGAGGGCGAUAUGGAGGUGGCAGUUUCUAUUAUUGGACAUUUCUAUGCUAUGCAGCCAGCCAUUAGAAGAAUUAGGUCACUGGUAAAUCCCCGUCCCCCACAGGGUCCUGGACUUAUGCCUGGCCAACAAAGAAGAUUACAACCAAGGCCACAGCACAAUGGGAAGUAAAUGUUCCAAGUCGGUUGUGUGUUCAUGGAAGGGAUUGGGGACAGUUCAAUUAUAGGUGUUCAACAUUAAGGAUGAAUGCUAUGUUUUAUGAAGUAGGAAAGUAUGAUGGGUUUGUUUUGAAUUCAUCAUUGAGAGAUAUUUUCGACAUUUCCAAGUUGCCAAAGAAUUUUUAGUUUGCAUUGGAAAUUAGUUACUGGCAAUAAUAAAAAAAAUGGAAGCAAAAAUAUUGGUUUUUGAGGGGGAGGGGUAGGAAAUCUAUAUUUUUUUUUAAAAAUGUAAGAUAUAUUUUUACAAAAGGGCAUUACCUGCACGUAUAAUUUAUGAGAUUUAAUGCAUAUAGAAGUGCUUGACUUGAAAUGAUUGAUGACAUCUAGGGAGUAGAGGUAUGUUUUUAAUGGUUGGGUAGGAUGGCUUGCCUUUUGUUGCAUGCCUGGGGUAGGAACAAAUGUUUAUUAGGCCAGUAUUGAUUUUUUUUAGUAUUGGCCAUUUUUUUUUUUUUUGUAAUAAAUUUAUUUUUGAUACUUGUUGACAGAAUUUUUUGUUAGAAUUUUUAUGACCUGUUGAAGGACAAACUUUUUUUAUUGUCCAUUAUAUUGAAUAAAAAAAAGAAUGAAAAAAGAAUAUCUUUAUUUCCAGCUAGACAUUCUAUUCAACACUACAUACAUGUACAUUAAUGUGCAACUUCAAACCAAACAGGUCUUAAAACUGACAAAGAAUUGUAUAUCUAAGCACUACACACUGCACACUUGAAAUGUCUAAAAUACCGCAUAACAAAUCAAACUGUUACUAAGAAUAGUGAAUUCAACUAAUCCUGCCUUUGAAACUGUAAUGGUUGAUUUGUAUGUAAUUGAAUUUAUGAAUGCCAUGUUUAAACAAGUGUGAAAUUGACUGAAUUUACAAAAACAUGAGAAACGACAACCUUGAGGGCAUUCAGCAUAAUGUAAAUGUUGGAAAGGAGUUUUAUGAUGAAAUGUACAAAAAAAAUUCCUAGCUAAUAUUUCUGCCAGAUGGGAAUUUCUAUGUAAUAUGCACUAUUUCCAAAACAAAAUGAAAAUUGUUAUUUUCAGUGCUUUGAAAGAGUGUCAUAUACCCAUCUAACUUUGGAUGGAAAUGUAAAAUAUGAUGAAAAAAAAAGUCUUGUUGUUUGUUAAGUAUCCUUUGAAUGUAGUUUCAAUUUAUAAUGUUAUUCUGCAAGUUACAAACAGUUGUAUUUCAAUUAGUUGAUUGAUGGAGUUGAAAACUUUUCCAAUUUUUAUGCUUCAGAUGUUCAUUUUUAUUUUUCUGCUCAGUAGAGUACUUAAAAGUUUCACAAGGCUUAAGUGCAAACAAAAAAGGUCAAGUCUUUGAUCUCGUUGAAAAGGAGAAAUGGGAGAAUAUAUAUACCAUCAAAUCUCAUUAUCUCAAACUUAAUAGGCUGAGAGGAAAAAAAUCAAGAUACGCAUGAAUUCAUUAAAAUACAUAGAGAAAAAGUUGUUACAACGGACACAUCCAUGGUAUUUGAGAUAUUGAUGUUUGAGAUACUGAAGUUCAAAUGUAUAUAUAUUUACAGAAAAAAAUUGAAAAAAAUAUCUACCUCAGUAUGCUAAAAGGGUUGUUAUGUCAAAGACCUGACCUUUUACAAGCCUUAAAUAAUUUAUGAAUUUGUAAAUUAAAAAAAAAAAAAGUCUUGAUAUCAUGCAUUGUCUGUAUCUUACAUUGUUUAGAGGUUUUGAAACAUGAUGUUACUUUUUCAUGAAAUGAAAUGUGGUUUCUCUUCUACAUGUAUGACCGAUAUAUCUAUAAAUAGUCUUUGAUAAGCUGAGUAUUCUUAGAUACUCGGAAUACCUCUGACUUUUUCUAUCACAGUAUCUCCCCGUAGCUUAUGUACAGGAUCUUGUAUUAUUAGUGUAUUGCCUUGUCUUCCUAGCAAUUACUGUAUACAUGAUCAUGCUGAUCUUUCAAAGUUUUACAAGCUUAAAGAAAAAGCUUCAUAUCUUUAAAGGCGCUGAUCAAUGCAAAACAUGGUUGCUAUGGAGACAUGACCCCAGAUGUAGCAAUACUUCAGUGUUUUCCCCAUUUUGAAUAUUUUGAUUGUUUCCUUGUAUUAACAAACCAUAACUGUGUACAGAUUUUAUUGUAUUAGGGAUGACUGCCGAACAGCAGAAAUUCACCAAAGCUCUGUCAGAUGUUAUCUAACUGUGAAAAAGGGAGGCUUGGAUCAAAUGGACUCUGAAAACAAACUGAUUAAACUGAAAUCCAAGUCUGCCCUCUGGUCUCAAUAGAGAAUUAAUUGGUUAAUGUGGCUACAUGGAAACACACGAUUUUGUCUGAAACACAUGUACCAUGAUAAAAAAUUGAGCUUUGUUUAAAACAUCACAGAGAUAAGGAAAAUCCUAUUUGACUUGCAGCCAAUUUUCAGUAAAUCGUGUUUGACUUGUAAGCCAUUUUCAAUAACAAUACAGACCCUACAGUUUCUGUUAGCCGACUGUACAUUACUGUAUAUGAUGUGUUCUAUUGUUUACUAUACCAAUACAGUUGCCAGCUCUCGUGUUCUCAAAUGAUGUUACAGUCAGCCAGUUCGCAAUAUUGUCUCCCAUUUCUUACGGAAAUAAAAUUAUUCUAGUUCAUUGAA